Molecule: messenger RNA, 507 nt
Organism: Penicillium cosmopolitanum
Lineage: Eukaryota; Fungi; Ascomycota; Eurotiomycetes; Eurotiales; Aspergillaceae
Exons: 1
Coding region: 1-507 (168 amino acids)
Source: RefSeq, a predicted model, not a curated record
AUGGAGAGUGCAUCUGUGACGACCGGGAAAAUCGCAAACACACGUCUUAUGGCACUGUGUGAUCCUUACCUUCAGGGCGAGAUUGGGUCUGGUAUUCUUACUGAUGCAGCUUACAGUGGACAUUAUGAAACUGUUCGUUUCUUGCUAGAGACGAAGCUUUUUGAAAUCGAAUCGCCUACGCAAGCAGCUGGUCGAGGCAAUACAAAUAUUGUGGAUCUGCUAAUAGAGCAUGGGAAGAUCCCAACACCAGUCAUGUCGGAUCCUCUCCAACCCUUGAUUAGACCAGUGUUAGGUGAUCACUCUUUAAUCCUUGAGAAGCUUCAACGUUCUAUGGAUCUUGAUGCUUUUGUGGCACACGACGAAGCUGAUCAUCAUCGAGACCUCCUGAUGAUCAGUGCUGCAUGUGGCUGGAAUGGCCUAGUUGAGAAGUUACUUCAACGCGGCUGUUCAACACAUCUCUAUCACCCAUAUAAACAUCUCUGGACCUGCAGUGGCAAGGAAGUCUAG